This is a messenger RNA of Kuraishia capsulata CBS 1993, 963 nucleotides long. RefSeq lists its product as uncharacterized. Gene Ontology annotation, cellular component: mitochondrial small ribosomal subunit. Gene Ontology annotation, biological process: mitochondrial translation. NCBI's taxonomy places the organism in Eukaryota, Fungi, Ascomycota, Pichiomycetes, Pichiales, Pichiaceae. The transcript has 2 exons. Gene Ontology annotation, molecular function: structural constituent of ribosome. The coding region runs from base 1 to 963 and encodes 320 amino acids. The record is from RefSeq and is a predicted model, not a curated record.
AUGUUGUCGAGACAGUCACUAGGUUCUCGUGGCAAUGCUGCCGUCAAUUUGAUACAGCAGAGCCGUGGUAGAAAAUCCAUGGCCUACCCACAGUAUGGCUACAAAGCGAGGAUAGAGAACCCAGGAGGUUCAACAUCCCAGUUCCGCCUGCUGCUGAAGGAAUUUCUAGGCCCCAAGAACUUCAGAGGUGAUUACCACUUCAACAAAUACUACUAUGCUAAGCAAGACCACACAACAAACUACCUUUCGGCGCCAUCGGAAGACGGCUCGUUGACCCGUCCCAUCUACGGACAUGUCAGAGAUGAUGCCGUCACACAAAACAGGCCCAAUGCCAACCGCAAUCUCCAGUUGACUCCCUUCAGGCUUAACGCAGACUGUAAAACCAAUACGAUGGUUUCGGAGGAGAUGAAGACCGAGAUUGUGAAUCAGAUAGACAAGGGUGUUUCGGAGAGAGACAUUGCAAUCAAAUACGGAUUGAAGCUUCCUCGCAUCGAAGCCAUCUACAAGUUGAGAGCAAUCGAAAAAGAAUGGGAAGAAAAGAACCUCAUUACCAAAGACAUCAAGACCAUGAGCACCACAAUGUACAAAAUGUUCCCAUUGCACGACCCAGUGGGUCUCAAGGAGAACCUUUCGGAAAUUCCAGUUCCUGUCAAGACGCUGAAGGCCAGGUUUUUGACCAUCGCAGAGAGUGAGCCAUUCGGACCUAUAGAAGCUGCCGAGUCUCUGGAGCUGGAGCCAGCAACUGAGACGCUUGCCAAACUAAUGGAGCACAGAGAAGAGAAGAAGACUAAGAAGCAGAAGGCUUUCAUGGCCCCUGUGCUUGACGGAGAGAGAGUGGCAUUUAGAUUCACUGAGGCCAAGGUUGGCGACGUUGGGUUCAGAUAUGGUGCUCCAUUGAGAGACACGAAGAAGGACAGAAAGAUAGAGUACGAUGCUAACGGAAAGAUGGUCUACGGUAUUUGA